AUGCCCAACACAGUCACCCAAGACAAAUCUGAGUGGGAAGAGGAGGUGGGCAGACAGAGAGCAUUACAGAUCAGUUACAACAACUUGAAAACAGAUCAAGACCAGUUACAGAAAAACUACGACAGUGUGGUUCAAGACAGAGUCCGGCUCCAGAAAAGAGUUGAAGCCUUGACCAAAGAAAAAGAUGAUCUUCAGAAAAAGUUUCAAGUCACCCAAGGCAAAUCUCAGCAGAUGAUGGAGAUGAUGAUGUCAUACAACCGUUACGAAAACUUGACCAGAAAGUGGAAUGAGUUGCAGACCAGUUACAGCAGCCUAACAAUUGAACAACACCAGUUACAGGCCAGGCACAGUAUUCUGAAAAUGGAACGAGACCAGCUACAGAAAAGCUACAACAAUAUGGUGGAAGACAGAGGCCAGCUCCAAAAGAGACUUGAAGACAUGACCAAAAAUAGAGAUGAUCUUCAGAGAAAGUCUGUUGGUUGUCUGGGAGAAUGGAUGUACUUCAAUGGUAGUUUAUAUUACAUUUCUUCAAACAAGAAAUCCUGGCAAGAAAGUAGAAAUGACUGUCUCCAGAGAGGUGCUGAUCUGGUGAUUAUCAACAGCAAAGAAGAACAGAACAUGUCAACAUGGCUUAGGUCUGCAAAGUUCAACAAAUCACAGAACUUCUGGAAUGUGCUGUCUCAGUCAAACUACUGGGCUGCAUUUGAGCCAAACGGUUUUUCACAAAGAGAUGAGGACUGUGCAGAAAUAAAGAACUUUCAUUUCCAAAACGCCUGGAACGAUGAAUCAUGUGACCUUGAGAGAGUCUGGAUCUGUGAGAAGAAACUGGCUACAUAA
Molecule: messenger RNA, 837 nt
Organism: Pelmatolapia mariae (spotted tilapia)
Lineage: Eukaryota; Metazoa; Chordata; Actinopteri; Cichliformes; Cichlidae
Product: CD209 antigen-like protein C
Exons: 5
Coding region: 1-837 (278 amino acids)
Source: RefSeq, a predicted model, not a curated record